Molecule: messenger RNA, 2647 nt
Organism: Mercenaria mercenaria
Lineage: Eukaryota; Metazoa; Mollusca; Bivalvia; Venerida; Veneridae
Exons: 2
Coding region: 55-1926 (623 amino acids)
Source: RefSeq, a predicted model, not a curated record
GACAUGUCAGAUUGUAUCAUGGAGAAAUAUUAGUGACGGAAGAAAAAAACUAUCAUGGAUGAAGCGUGUAGUACAGAAGAGGAGACUGACUCCGAGGAUGAAGAACAAACAUGUAAUAGUUAUGACCAAACUCUUCUGUCAGAUGAGAAUUCUUCAGAUACUCAAACUUUAAAUAAAAAAGACCAAACUAAGGCAUGGACAGAGAACCACUCCGCAAGCAUUGCCUUUUAUGUCAGGGAUGCAAAAACAGGAAAAGUUUAUGGCUUAACAAACCGACAUAUUACCCUUCAAACAGACAAAAUUGAUAUUAAAAUGUCAAACAAAAACAAGUUUAUCCAAUUUGGCACAUCAGUUAAAACUUUGGAUUAUGAAAGUUUAGAUAUUGGAUUGAUAGAGAUUGAUCACUCUGUAAAAGAUCAGUUAAGUAAUAAAGAGAACGUAGAUCAACGUGUUUGUAUCUAUUCUGGUCCUUUUGAAAGCAUUCAUAAUAAAGAAAUAUUUAAAUACAGACCUAGCGAUAAACUUUAUGAAGUGUGCAAAUGUGGUACACCCAAUUAUGGAAUUAUUGUUUCUGAGUCGGAACAUGAAGAGUCUAAACCAGAAAAUGGACAAUUUCUCGUCAAAAGUGAGAGUGGCGUUUUUGCCGUAAAAGGUGAAAGUGGUACCGCCGUAGCGUUCAAAAGAAAAGAAGACAAUGUAAUAAAGUUAGUUGGAAUUAUCUGCGGUGGAUCAGGCGACAAAACUGUUUGCCUAUUUCUUCCAGCUAUUAUACAGUUUUUUGAGAAAAGUUAUGGUAUGACUCUAGAAUUACAUGAGUCUGAGUUUUAUUGCCAUGAUAAAACAGAAUCAAGCUCAAUAAUUUCUGCAGCGAAAGUGGCCGAUAAAGCAAUGGCUUUGAAAGUCAUACCCUAUGGGGUAAAAAUAUAUUUCAUUUGUUCAACACCGGAGCAAAUUUCUCCAUUGAGUUUCGACUUGGUAGAACGUACUUUACAUUUGAUGUGCUUGUCCUAUGACACUGUAAACGUAGACAGUUUAAAGGACCUAGUGAGAAAAGAACAUGCUUUAUCGCUCUUGGUCAGUAAAAGAAGAAGAUUGAAUGAUAAUGCUAUCUUCGAAAGUGACGGACCUGGUUUUGUUGCAUUAGAAAAGGGCAUGUUAGCGUGCGACUUCUUAUACCAGGGCAAGGCGGAACCAGCAGAAAACUAUCUAAAAUGGGCAAUUUUGGGCGUAAUAAAGUCAGAAGACUUAGGACUUAGGCUGUUUUGUAAGCUCGUCACAUACAUCACCUGGUAUUGUCUUCUCGCCAAUACAAAUACGUCUUUGGAUGAUUUGAAACGUUUGCUUGAAGACGGCAUAGAUAGUUUUGAAUGCGAUUUCAUGAGCUCAGCUGACUUUCCAUUGGAGACAUUAGGAUACUUGUAUUUUGAUUAUUCCAGAUAUUACAUGUCAAUGUGCUACAAUUUGCCUAGACGAGGUCCUAAACAGAGCAAUAACAUUGCUGAGGAAAGCUUUAGAUUUAAAGCAGUUGAAAAAGCAAAGCAAUCUUUGAAGAUUUUUAAGGAAGACCAUAACGGGAAGAAGAGUGCAGAAACACUGAGAAGACUAGUGCUGGCAAAAUGUCAGCAAGUAUAUGCUCUACUUGGUUGUGGUCAUGAUUUCAACACUUGUGAGGAAGUAUCCAAUGAACAAAUAACAGAAGCUGAAAACAUUAUCAAGAGUAUGGAGGAAGUGAAUAUGAAGGAAAUACCAUUAGUGCAAAAUGUGGAUUACUUGAUUGCAUUAUGUGACUUGCAGUAUAGAAAGGGACAUACAUCGAAAGCUUUGAAAACGGUCCGUAAAUGUUUCGAAAACUCCGAAAUCAAGGAGUACCAUGUAGGAUUCUAUAGAGCUAAAUGCAGAGAGGAAAUGCUGUCCAAAUUAAAAUAACGAUAUUUUCGAUAAGUUAUCAGUGUAUAAACUUCUGUUUUUAUUUGUUGGUUGCCUUUGAUGCCUGACAAAUAAAGAUAAAACUAUUAUUAACAUUCCAAGUCAAAGAUUGUGUACCAUGUUUACUUCUAUUUGUCCGUCAAAGCUAACUCAGCAUGUAUAUAUCAAAAAAAAAAAGAAAAAAGAAACAACGUUUUUGAGGGCAAGGGGGCGGGUUAGAUUUUUUACCAAUUAUGUUAGAACCAUUGUAAAUAUUCCAGGUAAGCGGCCAGUGAAAGUGAAGGAAAGAAAAUGGAACUUGAUAAUUUUUUAUCCUGAUUUAAGGUACUUCCGCAAAUUGAAUUUAUAAAUUUAUGUUAAAAAUCAGAAUCCUCGAAACAGCUUUCGAAUGCAAGAACAUAAGAUAUAUAUGAUAAAAGUUGAAAAGAUAUAUCUGUAGGUAAAUUUGCGAGCAUGAAAGCUACGCUGAACCCUAUCUCCACAGUGCUUUGGAAGAAAAUAAGUGAACAUUUUUGGUGCAAAAGUUUGGUAUCGUAUGCAACCUAAAUUGCUAUAAAAUAUUUAUUUUCAAAUCAAAGAAAUGCCAAAAUAGUGCACACGAGCGUUACUUUUUCAAGAAAAUCUCGUUAAACAUUCUAAUGUGUAAAACACGUGCACAGUUUUUCUAAAAUAUUUCGCUGCCAUGUUUAUUUCAAGGAAUAAAAUAUAUGAUUUUAUUUUA